Molecule: messenger RNA, 3472 nt
Organism: Alligator mississippiensis (American alligator)
Lineage: Eukaryota; Metazoa; Chordata; Crocodylia; Alligatoridae
Product: proto-oncogene Mas-like
Exons: 2
Coding region: 306-1271 (321 amino acids)
Biological process (GO): G protein-coupled receptor signaling pathway
Cellular component (GO): membrane
Molecular function (GO): G protein-coupled receptor activity
Source: RefSeq, a predicted model, not a curated record
UUUAGUGCCUGACCCCAUCAAAAGUGAGGUAGAUGUUUUCUGCAAGAGUCCAGGAGUGACUGGCUGCUUAGAAAAUGACAAGACAAAUCUUAGGACUUUCUAGGCUGGAAAGUCUAUAUUAGGACUUUGUACCAUAUUCUUGUCCAAAUAUCCUGUUAACAGCAUCACCGACGGAACUACAGAUCCACUCCAGGCCAGCUGCUACAGGCAAUGCAUCCAGACCCCUAAAAAUUCAUAGAAAGGUUUGUGUGAAAAAGCAAGACAGAGGGGAAAAGGAAAAACAAGCAUUCUGAAGAAAUCCCAUUAUGAGUGCAUUGAUCGCAACAUCCUUGCCCUUGGCAAAGACCAGCAUGGAUCCUGGGGCUAGUCUGAAUGAUACUAAGACAGAGAUGGAGGCAUCGUAUGCUGUGCUGAAGUUCAUGGAGAGUUUCUGCCUGCUCAGCUCAGCAUGUGGGAUGGUAGGGAAUGGGAUCGUUAUCUGGUUCCUUGGCUUCCACAUUAAAAGGAACCCCUUCACCGUCUACAUCCUGAACCUGGCAGUCUCUGACUUUGGCUAUCUCCUGUGCAUUGCAAUUGAAACAGUUCAAUAUUUAAUGCAGUUUAAUGUAGGAGUUCAGUUUGGAAUAUUCCUGUUCCUGGAUCUUUUUAUGUAUGGGACUGGCCUGUACCUCCUGACAACCAUCAGCAUUGCGAGGUGUCUGUCUGUCCUCUGUCCAGUCUGGUUCCGAUGCCACCGUCCAAAGCACUUGUCUUCCAUUAUGUCAGCCUUGCUGUGGGCCCUCUCAUUCCUAGUUUGUGGACUGGGGUACAUUUCCUGUAGUGUGAGUACGCUGCACAAUUGUCAGCAAAUACUCAUAACUAUUGGUGUGCUGGACUUCCUGAUUUGCACCCCCCUUAUGGUUCUGUCUAGUCUAACCCUGGUCUUCAGAGUUUGUUGUAGUUCCCGCUGCUUCAAAACAGGAAGGUUAUUUACAGUGAUCCUUCUCACCAUCCUUUUCUUUCUCAUUUUUGCUGUUCCCCUGGGUGCCCUGCUCUUGCUUGAUUUUUGGAAUUACAAAUUUCUAUAUUCUCCUGAGAUUGGUUUUGUGCUAUCUUGUGUAAACAGCAGUCUCAACCCAGUCAUUUAUUUCCUAGUUGGGAGCUACAGGGAUCGAUGGUUCAGGGACACUCUGAGAGUUGCACUCCAGAAGGUCUUUGAGGAAGAGGUAAAUUUCAGAGGUGAACGCGAGACUGCUUCUGCAGAACCUGAAAUGACAACAACAACCCAGUAAAACUCCUACUUUGUUCUACACAAAUGACUGUACUUGAAUGAAUAUAAUUCUGUAUCACAGAGCCAAACAAACCAAUGAUGUAAUGGUUACCCACUGUUCUUUAAUAAAGGACACAUGCAUUUGUGUAUUUUUCUUCACCCUUCUAGACAGGUCUCAACAAAACCAGAUAGGAACACCCAUCCUUCUACUGAAAUGUGAAGCAAAGCUCCUAUUGACUUUGAAUGAAAACCAAAUUAGACUGAUAAUGCUCAGUUUAAGUUUUAUUUGGAAUGGCACUAACCUUGAAUUUUGUUUUUCUGUUUGUUUUCAAAUGUGUGUUAUACACUAUCUGCUCCUGAUAACAAGUGGCUGCAGCUUCUUUAUUAAAUGAGUGACAGUGACACAGAGCAGACUUUAAAUUUCCUCUGUAUAAACACACAGUGAUAAAAAAAAAUGGUGAAACAUAAAAAGGCAAAUCUGUAUCUGUAUCAUCAUGAAUCAACCUCUUCUGAGCCCUUGUGCUGUGAAAUGCCUAUUAACAGUAUUUUUAGUUCUGCACACUUAAGGUUGUGUUACAGGUUACUUUUAAAUUAUUUUAAAGAAAUUUAAAUGGGCAUGUCCAAAAACAAAGGGUGUCAAACUGUGCUAAGUACUCACUACGAAUUUUAAAGUUAUACCACUUCAGAUGCGGGUUAUCAUAGAGCCAUUCUACCUACCUCAAGUUAGGGUGUUAGUCUUCUCCAUGGAGAUACAGAGACCAAAUUGCAGUCAUCCAGCAUCCCAGGAUGCCUGGUUCCUGACCACUCUACACCUGCCAAACUUUCCACCAUCCCAAGCUCCACUGCCCACAGGUGGGACUGGCACCAAGCCAACACACCCACCAAACCCCAGUGAGUCCAACCUCAUCCCACAUGGCACCAUGCUGCUGGUUUCAAGGAUCCCAAGAUAGCCAAUCUGAGCUCCUGGACUGGAGGUCAGGCACACUCCCCUCCCCUCAAAGGGAUAAGAUCUUGCCCCACAUCUGGGCAGCUCUCCCCUUGUCAAGAGAAUUUGGGGGAGUGGGGGCACAGCUUCUGUGUUCCAGGGCAGGGGAGAGGGAAAAAGGACUCUAGCACUGAGCUUGAUGACAGCAUAAAGCUGAGGGAGGAAUGCUUUCUUGGGAUCUAUGGUUUCAUUGCCCUCAAUUCCCAGGCUCUGCUCCCAGAGGAGAAAAAGAGUCUGGCUGUUGGCCACACCUCUGGUCUCCAGGUCCUCUAGUUACAAGUCUAAAUAGUGCAGGUUAGGAGCAGCAUUUGGCCUCAUGGGCAACUGGUGCCACCUGAGUUGGCGACUGGUGCCACUUGCCCUCCCUGACUGAACAGUCAGCAACUGUGCGGGGGGUUCCCCCACAGCCAAUCUCACAGGCCAGGGGGUGGCCCCCUGUGGCCAAUCCUGCCAACUGGGGGAAGGGUCCCCCUGCGGAGGCUGAUCCUGCCGGCCCGCAACUGGCAGCAGCAAGCCACUAGCACUUCCUGGCACACCGCUGGCACUUCUGGAUUGGGAUCAGCCACCGGAAGAGGAACGCUUCUCCUGGUGCACCCCUGGCCAGCACUGUCAGGGGAGGCAACAGCGCUGUUGCCUGCCCCCCCUCUCCCAGGAACGCUGGCUGACAGGGUGCCCUGGCACUCUCAGGGGGGGCAUGUGCACUCCCAUGCACCCUCUACACAUCGCCACUGCUUGGCUUUAAUCUGUGACUGCUCUGAUACCGUCUUUAAAACCGCCUAACAUUCCACAGGUUUAGAAGGGUUUAAAGGUAACCUACUGCAGCAUCCUUAUGCAAAUUUAUAGUUGAAACUUUAACCUGAAUUCAAAUGGAGGAGGGAAAGGAAAACAAAGAAACAAACAAAUAUAUUAACUUCAUUCCAAAAAAAGUCUGACCCCACACAACUAAAUAUCAAAUCCCAAGUAUUUUUCCCAAAGUGUGGUUGUUUUGCUUUUUAGCUAAAAUCCUCCUGCAUAUCUAUUUAACUCUGCUUACUUUGUAGCUCUCUUCACGAUAACAUCAAUAAACACCAUUUAAAAAACAACCUGUCGGUAUCCCACUACUUUUGCACCUCAUUGUGCAGACUCCUCCUCCACAGCACAUCCAUCCUCCCCUGGCCAAGCUUCCUGUUGGAGCUGCAAUUGUGCAGUCCUGUCACCACGGCUGCCAGCAGCUGGGCCCACAUGGAAUGGGGCAUGAU